Messenger RNA from Cyprinus carpio (common carp), 1790 nucleotides. Its product is annotated as protein FAM13A-like. The coding region runs from base 942 to 1790 and encodes 282 amino acids. The record is from RefSeq and is a predicted model, not a curated record. The transcript is spliced from 8 exons. NCBI's taxonomy places the organism in Eukaryota, Metazoa, Chordata, Actinopteri, Cypriniformes, Cyprinidae. Gene Ontology annotation, biological process: signal transduction.
UCAUUAGUUAACAUCAGCUAAUGCAUUUACUAACAAUGAGCAAUACAUUCGGUACAGUAAUUACUGAUCUCCGUUAACCUUAGUUAAUAAAAAUACAGCUCUUUGUUAGUUCACAGACAGCUUGAUUUUAAUAAUGAAUUAGUGAAUGCUAAAAUUAAAGUAAGUGUUUUUUUGUUGUUGUUAGUUUGUGCAAGUAUAGUUAACUGGUGUGAACAAAUGGAACCUAAGUGUAAAGUGUUACCAUUAUAGUUGUAUUUCUCGUUUUGCCUUUGUGUCUUGUGAAAUAUGUUUUAAGUUAAUGUUUGUACAUAUUGUUUACGCAGAUGUUUGUGGAUGAAUUUGACCUAUAAUAAAUUCUUUGCUGACGUUUUUAAUAUUUAUUGGCAAAUUUAUAUUUUAGUUGAAAUGUGAGGAAAAUUUAAUAUGUAGCUGUAUUCACUCUGUUCACACUUAUUUUAAACGCUGUAUUAUAAAAUGUGCUUUAAUUUUAUUUAUGUAUUUCAGUAUCUUAAAUGUUAGUGUAUGCACAUUUAGUAAUGUAAUUAAACACAGCUAGAGUAUUAAGAAUAUUGUUCAUGAUCAGUAGAGCGCAAUUAUGACGUGAGGAGUGCAGGUAUAUGAACAUUCUUUAUUAGAAUUCUCUGUUGGGAGUUUUGGCGAUUUGUGCGGUUGGUGUUUUUGUGCGUUUGGCGAGUAUUUACAGUGAAUUUUUCGGAUAUUUUUGCGGUUUUUGACUUGUUUUCGGACUUUGACUAUCGGCUUUGGAUUCGCUUCGUAUUUUGACAAUCGGUUUUUGACUCCCUUCUGUUUUUGACGCUCGAUUUUGACUCUGUUUGGACUCCCGGUUUUGACCCUUUUCUGUUUUUGACCCACGGCUUCGGACUCUCCUGGGAUUGGUUGAUAGCUCUGCUGCUGAAAAAAACCCCGAUCCUUUCAAGGAAAUGGGAGCGAUUGGUGUUUUAUCAGUAUGUGUGGAAACACCAAGAGCCGUGUUCGGUGUGCCCCUCAUCAGCCUGAGGAAGAGAGGACAGAUGAGGCAGGGUCUUCCUCUGGUGCUCACACACAUAGUAGAGUUUGUGGAGAAGCAUGGGCUCAGUAAGAGUGGACUGUUCAGAGUCGGCGGUUCAGUGAAACGCUGGAAGGAACUGAGGAAAGGUUUUGAUGAAGGAGGCUUUCCAGAGUUUGACAGUUGGGAUAUUCUUUCUUCGGCCUCCUUAUUGAAAGUUUUCUUCAGGGAAUUGCCUGGUGGACUUAUUCCAGAGCCACACAGGACACAACUGCUGAAGGUGUUCAGGGAUUCAAAAAAGGAAGAACUAAAUCAGGCUGUGAGGACCGUGCUGAACAGUCUUCCAGAGGAACAUUUUAAUGUCCUCUGCUACCUAAUGUUCUUCCUGUCCCGUGUUGCUGCUGAGAGUCAUCUAAAUCUUAUGACAUCUAAAAACUUGUCAAUAGUUUUUGGACCCAACAUCUUUCACAUUCCUUUCGGCCCCACCAUGGUUGAAGAACAGGGGCAGUGUAACACUUUGAUUGAGCACCUGCUGGACAACCUGAUCCACCUGCUGCCAAACAUGUACCCUCAUGCAUCCACCAGCAACACAGCAGAGGAAAGGGACUGGACUAAUGAAGAGUGUGUCCAACAAAUGCCACUCAAAGAAAUAAGAUUAAUGCUUCCCAAAAUUGGACGACUUGGGCGAUUGAGAAAACGAUUAAGAGGUUUUUGGAGAAAGUUAUGCUCAUGCACUUACAGCAUUGACGUAGAGUGUGGAAUUCACCACAUAGCAUUGACGUAG